This is a messenger RNA of Lynx canadensis (Canada lynx), 1992 nucleotides long. RefSeq names its product lactate dehydrogenase A like 6B (gene LDHAL6B). The record is from RefSeq and is a predicted model, not a curated record. Gene Ontology annotation, biological process: carboxylic acid metabolic process. NCBI's taxonomy places the organism in Eukaryota, Metazoa, Chordata, Mammalia, Carnivora, Felidae. Gene Ontology annotation, cellular component: cytoplasm. Gene Ontology annotation, molecular function: L-lactate dehydrogenase (NAD+) activity. The transcript is spliced from 2 exons. The coding region runs from base 144 to 1289 and encodes 381 amino acids.
CUUGGGUUGGGGCUCACUUUAUGCGUGGUGUGGUGUUGGUGUGAUCAGCUUCGCAGUCUGGAAAGCUUUAGGAGUACACAGUGUCACAGAGCUUGUCUGCAGUUUUCUUCCUUUCUCUCCCUCCACCCCGUGAGUGAGUAGCCAUGAACUGGUCUGUGGGAGUCCUGCGGGCCGGCCGGAGAGUGGAGGCUGCGAGAGUGAAUUUCCUGUGCCCGAGGGGGGCGCUGUGUCCCCGCCAGCCGGCAGGCAUCUCCCUUCCGGUCGCGUGGCCCGUCACCCUCGUGUCCAGGAUGGCGACCAUCAAGAGUGAGCUUAUCAAGAAUUUCACCUCCGAGGAGGCCGUUCAUCACAACAAAGUCUCCAUUAUAGGAACCGGAUCGGUUGGCAUGGCCUGUGCUAUCAGCAUCCUGUUAAAGGGCUUGACGGAUGAACUUGCCCUUGUGGAUGUUGAUGAAGACAAACUGAAGGGUGAGACCAUGGAUCUGCAACAUGGCAGUCCAUUCGUGAAAAUGCCGACUAUUGCCUCCAGCAAAGAUUACCUUGUCACUGCAAACUCCAACCUUGUGGUCAUCACAGCAGGUGCACGCCAGGAAAAAGGAGAAACGCGGCUUAAUUUAGUCCAGCGCAACGUGGCCAUCUUUAAGUUAAUGAUUUCCAAUAUUAUCCAGUAUAGCCCUCGCUGCAAACUGAUUGUUGUUUCCAAUCCAGUAGAUAUAUUAACUUACGUGGCCUGGAAAUUGAGUGGAUUUCCCCAAAACCGUGUUAUUGGAAGUGGUUGUAAUCUGGACACUGCCCGUUUCCGUUUCUUGAUUGGGCAAAAGCUUGGUAUUCACUCUGAAAGCUGUCAUGGGUGGGUCCUUGGAGAGCAUGGAGAUUCCAGUGUCCCUGUGUGGAGUGGAGUGAACAUCGCUGGUGUCCCUCUGAAGGAUUUGAGUUCAGAUAUAGGAACUGAUAAAGAUCCCGAGAAGUGGAAAAAUGUCCACAAAGAUGUAAUUGCCAGUGCCUAUGAGAUUAUUAAAAUGAAAGGUUAUACUAAUUGGGCCAUUGGCUUAUCUGUAGCUGAUUUAACGGAAAGCAUUUUGAGGAAUCUUAGAAGAGUGCAUCCAGUUUCCACCAUAAUUAAGGGUCUGUAUGGGAUAAACAAAGAAGUAUUCCUCAGUGUUCCAUGUGUCUUGGGAGAGAGUGGUAUUGCAGACCUUGUAAAGGUGACGCUGACCCCUGAAGAACAGGCCCGUCUGAAGAAGAGUGCAGAAACACUGUGGGAAAUUCAGAAGGAGCUUGAGCUUUAAAGUUGUUUGAAACUAUCUUUCAGAAGUUAUUGAAGAGAUAGUAGGUGUGGGGUUGUAUAUGUCAAAUUUUUUAAUAAACUUGAAAUUGCUAGAAGUUGGAAAUAGGAAAGGAAGUACAGUGACUCAUCUGUUUAUUCCCCAGCUUUUUUAUUUAGCAUACAGAUGUCAGGAUGAUUUUUUUUCCCCACACAAUUCCUAAGUGACUGCAUCAAAGGUGUUUUUGUACCACUGAUGUGCCAGUACUUGCCAUAGACAGAGAGUUGCUAUUUGGUCCAAAAGGAUAAAGGAUAUAGGUUUGUUUAUUGUGUUACAGAAAUAAUUUUCAUUAAGUACAUGUUAAUUUUUUCAUUCUGGCUGGCUUACACCUACUGUGUUCAUUUAUAUACUGUUUUUAAGAAGUUGUGACUUUCUCUACAAUGUAAAAAUAUACAGACAGAAGUACUGUAAAGGAGCCAUCAGCUGCCUUCGUGCCCCUGUGACAACCUUUCAGGUGGGCCUUAAAAAAAGGCAUUAUAAAAUGAGAGCUGCGAGUAGGGCCUGUGUGUUGGGAGAAGGGGGUGCACAUGUACACACAUGCUCGUGUAUGGACGGCAGUGAAGCAGAAACAUUAGGUUAAAAUAGGAAAAUAGUAGUGGUCUGGGUGGUAGCAGUUAUAAAGCGUUUAAUGCAAUGUAAAGUAUGAAGUGUAAAAAGAUAGAAAAAA